AGUACUUCUUGUUGACUCCAGCAGGCAGCGAUACUCCAGUGAAGCCCAGGGAAGAUAGCUGAUAUGCUUCUCGCUCUGAGUGUCGGGCCCUUUCGGAACCGGGUCCGGGCGGUUCGGUCCUGGAGUCGAGAUCUAUCAGCUAUCGCUACUUUCCGCAGCGGCGGAGCCCUCACAUCGAAGGGGUCACUGAUCCAAAGGCGAUGCGGAGGAUUAUUCCAACACAGUUUCCAACUUGCUCGCUUACUUAGCUCAAACAAACCCCCAAGAGGUUUUGAAAAGUUUUUCCCAAAGAGUAAAGAGAGCCCUGGCGUCAACAAAUCAACUGAAGAUGAAAAUACCAAAAAACAAGAAUCUCUUGUAACGGAAGAGCAAGACACAAAUAAUGAUGGGGACGGAAGAAAACAAGGCGGAAAAAAGGAAGAAUCCCACUGGUGGACGCGCUUUCUGGAGGAGUUUCCCUUGCAUCAAAGAUCUUUUCAGUACGUUGCAUUCGGUGCAGCAGGCAUGGUCUCAGCUUUUUUGUACUUUUACUUCCGAGAGACGGGGAUGCAGAUCUCCUGGAAGGACUUUGUGCAGUACUACUUGAACAGAGGCUUGGUCGAUCACCUGGAGGUUGUCAAUAAACAAUAUGUCAAAGUAAUUCCUUUCAAUGGAGUGAACACACCGGAAGUGAGCUUUUUGUGGUUCAACAUUGGCAGUGUUGAGUCCUUUGAGCACAACCUGGAAAUGGCCCAGCAAGAAAUGGGUUUCGACUCACAGAGAGUUCCUGUAUUCUACAGCAGUGAAAACGAUGGGACACUCCUUUUAAACGUUCUCCCAACCUUACUGCUGGUCAGCUUUUUAGUUGUUGCCAUGCGUAGGGGACCAAUGGCAGGAGGUCGUGGGGGUAAAGGGCAAGGAGACCCCUCCAGCAUGAGUAAAUCCAAAGCUAAAAUAAUCACAGACAACAUCAAGGUUCGAUUUAAAGAUGUCGCAGGAUGUGAGGAGGCCAAACUGGAGAUUUUGGAGUUAGUCAACUUCUUGAAGAACCCGCGGCAGUACGACGACCUAGGAGCCAAGAUCCCAAAGGGUGCAAUGUUGGCGGGCCCGCCUGGUACUGGAAAGACCUUGCUAGCUAAGGCCACGGCAGGAGAGGCCAACGUCCCCUUCAUCACUGUCAACGGUUCCGAGUUCCAGGAAAUGUUUGUUGGCGUGGGUCCAGCGAGGAUAAGGGACACGUUUGCCACAGCUCGAAAACACGCUCCAUGCAUCCUCUUUAUUGAUGAGAUUGAUGCAAUUGGCAGAAAGAGAGGCAGAGGGAACUUUGGCAACAACAGCGAGCAGGAAAACACCCUCAACCAGUUGCUUGUGGAAAUGGACGGGUUCAACAGUUGUACUAAUGUGAUAGUUUUAGCUGGCACCAAUCGAGUGGAUAUUCUGGAUCCAGCUUUGAUGAGGCCGGGACGCUUCGACCGACAUAUAUACUUAGGACUACCAGAUAUUAAAGGCAGAGCAUCCAUCUUUAAGGUGCAUUUAAGACCUCUGAAGUUGGACACCAAUAUAGAAGUACAGGCUUUGGCCAGGAAGCUAGCUGCACUAACUCCAGGUUUUACUGGGGCUGAUAUUGCUAAUGUGUGCAAUGAAGCAGCACUAAUAGCUGCACGCCACCUCAGCCAACAUGUCAACACCAAGCACUUUGAGCAGGCAGUCGAUAGAGUUAUUGGAGGUCUGGAAAAAAAGACUCGGGUAAUGCAGCUUCCAGAAAAGACAACUGUGGCGUAUCACGAGGCCGGACAUGCUGUGGCCGGCUGGUUUCUCGAACAUGCAGACCCCCUUCUUAAGGUCUCCAUUGUUCCCAGAGGAAAAGGUUUGGGUUAUGUGCAAUAUCUGCCUAAGGAACAGUACCUGUUCAACCGUGAGCAGCUGUUUGACAGGAUGUGCAUGAUGCUGGGGGGUCGAGUGGCAGAGCAGGUUUUCUUUCGGCGAAUCACCACCGGAGCGGAGGAUGACCUCAGGAAGGUCACCCAGUCUGCAUAUGCACAGGUUGUACAGUUUGGAAUGAAUGAUGCGAUGGGUCAGAUGUCCUUUGACCUCCCUCAGCAGGGUGACAUGGUAACGGAGAAGCCCUACAGUGAAACUACAGCCCAGCUCAUAGAUCAGGAGGUCCGCUUGCUCAUAGAUUCUGCCUUCCAGCGAACACUUCAGCUCGUUACGGACAAGAGAGAUAUGGUGGACAAGGUGGCAAAACGUCUGCUAGAAAAGGAGAUGCUAGACAAAGCAGACAUGGUGGAGCUGCUGGGAACUCGUCCCUUUCAAGAGAAGUCAACAUAUGAGGAGUUUGUUGAUGUGCUGGGGAAAUUAGAGGACAACUCUAUAUCCCAAGAGCCAGAAGGAGUACUGAGGGUGGGAAAAACACUUCCAGAAUGAGCAAAACAAAUCAGACCUUUUCCUCUAGCUGGACACACGCCUCAAGGAAAAUAUUUUAGCUGAAUUAAGUUAAAUAUUUCCGAAGUUUUUCACCAUUUGGUCCAGAGUUUCGGGGCUCUGAAAAAAAUCCCUGGUUCUCACAGCAGCAAAGUGAGAUACGAUGUGUGUUGCACUGGUCUUAAAUGGCCUCAAUAAUGCAAUUUGAAUUGUGGUCUUUAUAUUCCGGGGGGAAUUACAUAAAAUACUCAUCAUGUUAUUCUUAGUUCAGUCUGUAAGCCACAGUUCUGUGAGGAGCUGUUUGUCGCUUACAUUUCCCUGGGGUUGCCUUCCUCUCACACUGAGAUGCAGUUACUUCCACUUACAAAACUGAAACCAAAUGAGAUUUGUAACAUUGAGAAUUCAUUGACAUUGUGUGUUGUGUACAUGAAUUGUGGUUUGUAUUUGUCAGUUACACACGUUGCUGGUAUCAUUAUAUGAUGGUAUCAAAGGUAAAAUGGUAUUCUACAGCUCUAUGCCUUCAUCGGACCCCAAUUUUGUUAAUAUGACAAGAAUGGUUCCUUUUCCGGCUGCCACUUUAUUAUAAUGGAUAUAUGGAUAAAUAUCUAAAACGUGUUGUCCCUGAGUGUAGAGGCCAGGUUUUCUUAAGAUUUCAAAAGUACUUUGAUUGUUCUUCUGAAAGUUUUAAAUAUGUCUUCACACGGUUCUAUAAUGAAGACAUCUUUAAAUAUCUGUGAAGUUGUGUCUCAAUUUAAAUACAUUUGUAUCACCAUGAAAGUCUUCCAGCAGACGUCAGCCUUUCGCAACCUGGUUCUCAUUCAGUUAUCAGGAGAUGCAGCUGUUAGAACUCAGUGUUGCACAUAUGAUACUACAUAUGUCAUUGGAUCGCAUCUACUGUAGACAUCCAUUACUUGGAUUGAUGAUUACUUAAGAACUGGGAACAAGCAGAGGAAGAAUUAAGUACUAUAUGAGCUACAAAAUGGCAUUUCACACACUCUUUUUCCGGUUAACUAACAUUUCUUGUAAAUAAACACAAAGGAGAAAGGGCUCAAAUUCCAGAGAUGAAUAUUUGACUUGAAUAUUGUCCCUGAUGACCCAAGCAAGCUAAGCUAAAUAACUUCAUGUGGCCUAGAUGGUUGGUUACACACUGUUAUUGUAAUGUGAAUUGUGUCUUCUUCUUUUAGCCAGUUGCUCUUGAGCUGAGUUAACCAGCUCAAAUAUAAAAACAUACUUGAACUAAAUGCCUUGCAAUAUCGGCCCCUUUUCAAAACGUUUUUUAUCAGGUUUUCCAAUAGAUAGUGAAAAGACGUUUGGUUAAAGGACCAGCUUGACACUGGAACAUGUCUUGUUCUCUGGUUGUAUGUCAGUGUUAGUGAAAAAUAUUGCUUGACAAUGCACUGUUCUUGUUCUUGCUUGAUGAAUAUAUCUUGUCAGUGAGGAUUAUUGAUUUUUUGGAAAGGAAUGUGAGGCUGCUGUGGCUCACACCAACAUUAAACAACUUGUAUACGCCU
Molecule: messenger RNA, 3914 nt
Organism: Gymnodraco acuticeps
Lineage: Eukaryota; Metazoa; Chordata; Actinopteri; Perciformes; Bathydraconidae
Product: AFG3-like protein 1
Exons: 17
Coding region: 64-2406 (780 amino acids)
Biological process (GO): mitochondrial protein processing; protein-containing complex assembly
Cellular component (GO): membrane; m-AAA complex
Molecular function (GO): ATP hydrolysis activity; ATP-dependent peptidase activity; ATP binding
Source: RefSeq, a predicted model, not a curated record